AGAGACGCUUAUGCGCAAUCCCUUUGCGCAUACUCAUCAUGGACUCACUACUACCAGCUUCAUACUUGCUCGCUGUCCUCAUUGCCCUCCCCACUUUAGCCUUUUUCCUCUCCAUCGCUAACAGAAGAGUUUCCAGAAAAUCAUCUCCCCACAGUACUCCUCCUGGCCAAUUUGGAUGGCCCAUCCUAGGGGAAACCCUAGAGCUGCUCCGUGCGGGCAGGGAAGGGAGGCCCGGGAGCUUCCUGGACGAGCGAGUCGACAAGCACGGGCCGUGCGUCUUUGCCACAUCCCUCUUCGGCGAGCCGACCGCCGUGUUCUGCGGCACUGCGGGGAACAAGUUUCUCUUCGGCAAUGAGAACAGGAAGGUGACGGUGUCGUGGCCGAGCUCAGUGGUCAAGCUGGUCGGCUCAUGUCUAAUCACUCUGGCCGGCGACGAAGGAAAAGUGAUGAGGAGGAUGCUAAUGAGCGUUUUCAACCAUGAAGCCCUCAUGAGGUUCACCAAGAUCAUGGAUGAAGUCACUUGCAAUCAUAUCAAAGCUAAUUGGGAAGGCAAAGAAGAGGUGCUUGUGUACCCGACCAUCAAGCACUACAUCUUCGAGCUCACGUGCCAGCUCUUCCUGAGCAUCCGCGACCCGCGAGAGAUUGCGGGCCUCGCACGCCCCUUCACAGCGUUCCUCGAAGGCGCCAUAAGUGUCCCUCUCGACCUGCCCGGGACGAGAUUCCGCGGCGCGAAGAGGGCGGCGAGGUCCAUCAGGAAGAUGCUCAAAGGGAUCAUCAAGGAGAGGAGGGCGGCCCUGGAGAAGGGGGUGGCGUCCCCGAUGCAGGACCUGCUGUCGUACCUGAUGGUUACCGCGGACGAGAACGGCCGGUUCCUGACCGAGACAGAGAUCAUCAACAACCUGCUCCUGCUUCUGGUGGCGAGCCAUGGCACUACGAGCUGCACCGUGACGAUGGUGAUCAAGUUUCUCGGAGAGUUGCCUCAUGUCUACGAGAAAGUUUUGGCUGAGCAGAGAGAGAUCGCCGUGCGAAAGAGAUCAGCGGGAGAGGGAUUGACGAGAGAAGAUGUGCAGAAGAUGAGCGAUACAUGGAGCGUGGUUUUGGAGAUCAUGAGGCUCGUGCCGCCUGCUCUUGGAGGUUUCAGAGUCGCCUUGGAGGAUUUCACCUUCGGUGGCUAUACCAUUCCCAAGGGAUGGAAGCUGAUGUGGAGUACUCUCACAACAAACAACGAUCCCGCCAUAUUCCCGAGCCCGAAGCUAUGCGAUGCGGCCAGGUUCGCGAGGAGCACGUCGCCCGCCCCAUGCGCGUUUGUCCCGUUCGGCGGCGGCCUUCGGAUGUGUCUCGGCAAGGACUACGCUCAGCUUCAGAUCCUCGUCUUCCUUCACCACCUAGUGAACAACUUCAAAUGGACCAAUGCAAUUCCCGACGAAAAGGUCAAGUUCGAACCGAUGCCGAUCCCAUCACAAGGACUUCCGAUUCGCAUUCGACCUCACCAUGAUCGAUUGCGAUGUUAAUUCCCAUCGGUGUGUUAUUUAAAGCUCGAGUUGUUUAGCUGGCAAGUUAACAUCAAUAAGCUUAAUUCGCGUUAAGUUGCAGGUGGACGUUUCAGUCACAAUCAUCAUGAGUCCGUCUUUGUGAUUGUGCCUGCGUUUACGUGGUUUCAUUGAAACUGCAUGCUAGUGUGGUGUGGCAAUGUAAGAAUGGUUGGCAAGUUAACAUCAAUAAGCUUAAUUAGCGUGAAGUUGCAGGUGGACGUUUCAGUCACUGCCUUCAUGAGUCCAUCUUUGUGAUUGUGCCUACGUUUACGUGGUUUCAUUGAAACUGCUAGUGUGGCGUGGUAAUGUAAUAAUGGUUGCAGUUGGUUUGAUCAGAUUGAAAUGUCCAUUUUGAGAUGUAGAUAAGUAGGUGACGGAUCGACAAUUAUUCUUGUCCCGUG
This is a messenger RNA of Syzygium oleosum, 1933 nucleotides long. RefSeq names its product beta-amyrin 28-monooxygenase-like. NCBI's taxonomy places the organism in Eukaryota, Viridiplantae, Streptophyta, Magnoliopsida, Myrtales, Myrtaceae. Gene Ontology annotation, molecular function: oxidoreductase activity, acting on paired donors, with incorporation or reduction of molecular oxygen; iron ion binding; heme binding. The transcript has 4 exons. Gene Ontology annotation, biological process: sterol metabolic process. The coding region runs from base 39 to 1511 and encodes 490 amino acids. The record is from RefSeq and is a predicted model, not a curated record.